AUGUCAGAUGUAGCUGCUAAAAACGAGGCACACUUCGAGUGGGAACCCCAGGCUGGCCAUUCUGCUCCUGCCGCUGCCCGUACGUACGAAAGCCGAAUCGCAGAAGCUCUCCGAAUUAUCGGCGAGGAGAUCGGUCACCGCUAUAAGUGGAUUUGCCCACGAUGGAACGAUACUCCUGGCAAUGCGAAAUCGUUCCGGAUGCUAGACUAUGCAUGUGGUGCAGGAUCCAUGACUCGAGCUUUGCUACCAUAUGUGACCGAGGUCAUAGGAAUAGAUGUAUCCCAGAACAUGGUGGCGGAGUAUAACAAGAAUAUAGCUGCCGCUGGCUUCCCGGCGGAGAAGAUGUUUGCCGAGAAGGGGAACCUGUUAUCAGAAACGCCUGCCCAGGAAUUUUCGGACCCAAAGUACUUCAACUUUGAUCUCGUCAUCAUUGGAUUUGCUCUUCACCACUUCGAAGCUCCAGACUUUGCAUUAAAGAGAUUAGUUGAGAGACUAGCGCCUGGUGGCAUUUUGGUGGUGUUGGAUUUCACGGAGCACACGCUUAAAGUUGGAAACGGGAUCACGACAUCUGGAUUUAGCCCCGAUCUGAAGCAGAAAUUCGAAGGGGCAGGAGUAGGCGGCAGAUUCGAUUAUUUACUGCCGGACAAAGGGGUUAUGCACGGAAACCCCCCCAAUGAGCUGCGGUACUUCAUGGCUCGUGGAGAGCGCCUUUAG
Molecule: messenger RNA, 714 nt
Organism: Arthroderma uncinatum
Lineage: Eukaryota; Fungi; Ascomycota; Eurotiomycetes; Onygenales; Arthrodermataceae
Exons: 3
Coding region: 1-714 (237 amino acids)
Source: RefSeq, a predicted model, not a curated record